Messenger RNA from Peromyscus maniculatus bairdii (prairie deer mouse), 2329 nucleotides. RefSeq names its product translin associated factor X (gene Tsnax). The record is from RefSeq and is a predicted model, not a curated record. Lineage: Eukaryota; Metazoa; Chordata; Mammalia; Rodentia; Cricetidae. Gene Ontology annotation, molecular function: sequence-specific DNA binding.
GAGAGCCCCCUGCGCUGUUGACUCCCGGGCUCUUCUAGCGCUCCUCGGAGUCCGACGCGGCCUGUCCGUUCGCUGAGCUGGCCCGGCGGCUGCGGUCCCUGCGUGUGCGAGCGAAGGCCCCGCGGUCAUGAGCGGCAAGGAAGGACCAGGAGGGUUCAGGAAGAGGAAGCAUGACAACUUCCCACAUAACCAAAGGAGAGAAGGGAAGGAUGUCAGUUCGUCUUCCCCGGUGAUGUUGGCCUUCAAAUCAUUUCAGCAGGAGCUGGAUGCGAGGCAUGACAAAUAUGAGAGACUUGUGAAACUAAGUCGGGAUAUAACUGUUGAAAGUAAGAGGACCAUCUUUCUUCUCCAUAGGAUUACAAGUGCUCCUGAUAUGGAGGAGAUACUGACUGAAUCAGAAAUGAAACUGGAUGGUGUCAGACAGAAAAUAUUACAGGUAGCCCAAGAGCUCUCAGGAGAAGAUAUGCACCAAUUUCAUCGGGCUGUCACCACAGGACUGCAGGAAUAUGUGGAGGCUGUCUCUUUUCAACACUUCAUCAAAACUCGUUCAUUAAUCAGUGUGGAAGAGAUUAACAAGCAGUUGACAUUUACAACAGAAGACAGUGGGAAAGAAAGCAAGACUCCCCCCUCUGAUGGACAAGAUAAGCAGCUUGUUACCUGGAGACUGAAAAUCACACCUGUUGAUUACCUGCUGGGAGUGGCCGACUUAACUGGAGAACUGAUGCGGAUGUGUAUUAACAGCGUGGGGAAUGGGGACAUUGACACCCCCUUUGAAGUGAGCCAGUUUUUACGCCAGGUUUACGAUGGGUUUUCUUUCAUUGGCAACACUGGGCCCUAUGAGGUUUCUAAGAAGCUGUACACCUUGAAACAGAGUCUGGCCAAAGUGGAGAACGCUUGUUACGCCCUCAAAGUCCGGGGUUCAGAGAUUCCCAAACACAUGCUGGCAGAUGUAUUUUCAGUUAAAACAGAGAUGAUUGAUCAGGAAGAGAGCAUUUCUUAAGCAACUGCGCUCUGCUCUCUAAGGAGCUCCUGGGAGACCAAUUGGUGAGACUGUUCUGAGUGUGCAUUUGACUUUAUUGUGGCUUUUGUAGAUGUUUCUAGUUGUACUAGUUUGAAGUCGUAUACAGCUGUAUAUAAGUUUGUCCACAGGAACAUUUCUUAAUUCACGAGCAUUUGCAUACAGUGUUUGCAGAUGUGCUUAUUCCUGGUGUUUGCUUUAUUGUUAUGUGAACAUGCUUCCGGUUGCACUUUCUGCCACACCUACUUUAAUUCACUUUGAACUUGGAGUGAUAUAUUUUCAGUGGAUGGAAGCCUCUUAAGUGGGUGAUUGUGCAUAUAGAGAAAAAAAUGUAGUGGAACUUCUGAAGUGAGCUUCCUGUUUUAAGUUUCUUGGCAGUAUCGUGGCAAGCCUUUAAAAUAGGCUAAAUAUGUGGAACAAGAUUUGAACAAUGUAAGCUGUCAGUAUUUUUUUAAGUACAAGUUUUGGUGGUAUUAUAAUGAGAAUUCAUGCAAAAUUUUGGCCAAGUUCAGGCCAUUUUGAAUUUAUACAAAAUAGCUUCCUAGAAAUGGAUAUCCACUUAGUUUUUCCCUUCAUCACAGAUGUGAGGAAUUGGAGCUGACAUUGUUGUUUUUCACUGGUGACACUUAGUAACUAUACAUUGUCCCUAGUUGUGAGCAGGUAGGCCCGUUGUCAUGGUGUUAGGUGUGGUGGGCUUUUCUAGUCCAGCAGCUCUUAGAAGUCACAGUAGAACAGCGUCAGUGGUGGAAUGCUGACAACCCAAACCUUUAUAUUGUCCCUUGGUGUUAGCCAAUAAUGUUGCCAAAGAAAAUGAAUUAUGUAUAAUUCAGCAAUAAGACAAUUGCCAACACAGAGGAGGGAGCAUUGGUAGUCACUAGCAGCCAGAGGUUUGGAGUUCGCCUACCCCGUCAGUCAGAGCCCAUCUGUGGUGUGAAACUGGCUUGAGCAUGACCUGCCAGCUGACGUCACCACAUGCUUUCAACUAGUUUGUGAGUUUUCAGAACUUAGAUACUGGGUUUUAUUUUUGGAAAGAGUAUCUAUUUGUAAGGGCUGGUUCUUUGAAAGUGUAAUUUUUCCAAAAAUGAUUACUGAAAGGAAAAUAAAAUGUAUACAUGCCUGAUAAGUUAGAUUUGUUUGUCUUGGUGAUGGUGGGGCUUUGUUUCCCUGCUCAGUUAUAGUCAGUCCCAUUACCUAGUUUUUUUGUUUGUUUUUUUCAACUACUUCAAGUUGAAUUUAUAAGGUUAAAAUAAUGGAUUUGAAGAAUGUUUUACAGAUAUUUAAAACAAAUUUUGAAUAAAAUACUAAAAUACA